AUGGCUUUCAUACGCAACAUAUGGCGUGUGCGGUUAUUUACUCGCAAGGUCAGAGUAGCUGCGCAAUCAGCGCGCAAGAACGGAACAAUCCGCAAUGCAUCCACAGAAAGAUUGAAGCACGGCCACCCACACCAGCCUGAAGACCACCACGUUCAGCCGCCACGGCAAGGACCAUCCGAGGUUCUCCAGAUUGUGGUCGUGAACGAUGGGGCUGAAACCGACCCUGAACAGCUCAUCUCCAUCAAAGAGAAACUUGAGCAAGCUCACAGGCACAACGAGGAACGCCCAUGGGAAAAGCUCUCCAUAUACCGGAUCCCGCACUCUCUUAAGCAUGGCGAGGACAAGGCCUACGUCCCUCAAAUCGUCUCCCUUGGACCGUAUCACCAUGGUAAGAAGCGCCUCCGCCAGAUGGACCAGCACAAGUGGCGCUGCCUCGACCGCAUCCUCUCGCGUACCAAUCACCAGAUAGACCUCUAUCUACACUCCGUGAAGCAGGUCGAGAAGAGAGCUCGCGCCUGCUACGAGGGGACGAUAUCCAUGAGCAGCCCCGAGUUCGUGGAGAUGAUGGUCCUUGAUGGGUGCUUUGUGAUCGAGCUCUUUCGGGGAUUUAACGAGGGGUUUGAGACACUCGGCUACCUUAGCAAUGAACCCGUCUUCUCGAUGCAGGGGCCAAUGCACAUGAUUCAGCGGGACAUGAUCAUGCUCGAGAAUCAGAUCCCCUUUUUCAUACUCAACCGGCUGUACUGCCUCCAACUCGGCCAGCUUGGCCACCCCGACCUGGAGAAGGAGUUGGCCCUGCUGGCGCUCUUGUUCUUCGACCAUAUGAAGCCAACAGAUGCGACCAACCACAGCAACAGGCUGGACUUCCCGUUAUCCGACCAGAAUGAUCUCCAUUGCCUCGCAUUGUUCCGGCAGAGCCUCCUACACCCUGGCGUGAAACAGGAGGAGCACAAGGACCCCUUGCAGAGGCAGCAACAACUCGUCCAUUGCGUGACAGAGCUCCGACAAGUCGGGAUCAAGUUCAGCAGGAAAAAGACAGACAAGUUCUGGGACAUCCACUUUGAGGACGGGAGCCUCAAAAUCCCCCGGCUUGUGAUCCAUGAUGGGACAAGGUCACUUUUUCUCAACUUGAUAGCCUUCGAGCAGUGUCACUUCAAAUACAGCAACGACAGUAAUGACAGCAAAGACAGCAACGACAUCACCUCCUACGUAGUCUUCAUGGACAAUUUGAUCAACUCCCCAAAGGACAUUAGGCACCUCCACGACCGCGGGAUCAUUGAGCACUGGCUUGGGAGCAACACCGAGGUCGCUGACCUCUUCAACGGGCUUUGCCAGGAGGUGGUCUUCGACAUCAACAGCAGUUAUCUUUCUAAAGUGUCUGCGCAUGUGACAGAAUACUCCUGCCACAGGCGGCAUGGCUGGGCGUUCCUUUUCAAGCACAAGUACUUUGGCAAUCCCUGGUCAAUCAUUUCCUUCAUUGCUGCUUUGGUUUUGCUUUUGCUUACUUUCACACAGACCUUCUAUGCAGUCUAUAGCUACCACAGGCCAGGAUCUUGA
Messenger RNA from Eucalyptus grandis, 1557 nucleotides. Its product is annotated as UPF0481 protein At3g47200. The transcript has a single exon. NCBI's taxonomy places the organism in Eukaryota, Viridiplantae, Streptophyta, Magnoliopsida, Myrtales, Myrtaceae. The record is from RefSeq and is a predicted model, not a curated record. The coding region runs from base 1 to 1557 and encodes 518 amino acids.